AUGAGUUAUUUAAUAAAAGCUGUUAUUGGCGGUCAUCUUACAGCCUUGCUUCCUUACACUGAGACAAGCGAUCAGAGCGGAAAAAACUCUACAAAUAGUUCUUUAUCUAAUGAGGAACACGCAGAGGGUAGUUCCAUACUUGGCCCAGUUUUAUUUCAGGUGGGAAUGCAGAUUUACUUCAUCGCUCCUUGUACUAUUUCGUCGGGGAUUAUGUUGACAGCUCAAGCUGGGGGUGCCAUAGCAUUGUCUGUACUGCUCACAGUGUUUUGUAAUUUGGCAGCUGUAUUCACUGUGCCUCCUCUUGUGGCUUGGAUAAUAAAUUUUGAGAAUGUCCGGCUGGAUCCUGUUAAACUUUUGAUUAAGUUGGUGCUGACUGUUCUUCUUCCAUUAUUGGUUGGCAAAGGACUGAGUUACAUAACACGCGUGAAGACAUUUGUCACGAAAUACUCCAACACACUGAAAGCCGUAAGCAUCAUACUGUUAGCAAUGAUUCCAUGGUUAAAGGUCAGCCGAGCAAGUGUUCAAAAAGCCUUCAGUAUGAUCUCUAUUUGGAGUAUUUUUGCUGUACUUGGAUGGGGCUUAGCAAUGCACUUACUCUUCAUUAUUGUUAUUCUUCUUCCAUGUUUUGCCUUGAAACUGGAAAAAUCUGCUUUGAAGUCAGUUGUCAUCCUGGCUAGUCAAAAAACUCUGGCCAUUGCCGUAACAAUAUGUGGUUAUCUUCCAUUUACACAAGCUGAGCAAGGCCUUAUAAGCUUCCCUCUAAUUAUUAUUCACAUUGGAAUCCUAGUGUCUGAUUCAGUGUGGGCAUCCUGGUGGUUUGCACGGGAUGCAAAAAACGAAAAAGAGAAAAUUGAGAAAGCUGAAAAAAUUUUGCGAAAUGAUAACACUGAUAAUUCAUUUCAAAUAUCACAUGAUCAUUCAUGAGGAAAUUAUGCUUGGCAUAGCAUGAUUGUGCGAAUUAGCUAACAUUA
Molecule: messenger RNA, 971 nt
Organism: Pocillopora verrucosa
Lineage: Eukaryota; Metazoa; Cnidaria; Anthozoa; Scleractinia; Pocilloporidae
Cellular component (GO): chloroplast envelope
Source: RefSeq, a predicted model, not a curated record